GCGUCACUGAAAUUUCUAGUGUUUUCCGGGCCCAGCCGGGCCAGCCAUUCCUGGCCCGAUGCCCUGAAGGUUCCCUGAGAUGAGCCGGUGACUUGGGUCGGCGCCAUGGUGCAGAAGAAGAAGAGCUGUCCCCGGUUGCUUGACUACCUUGUGAUCAUUGGAGCCAGGCAACCGAGCAGCGACAGCGUCGCCCAGACCCCCGAAUUGCUGCGGCGGUACCCGUUGGAGGAUUAUCCGGAAUUCCCGCUGCCCCCGGACGUGGUGUUCUUCUGCCAGCCGGAGGGAUGCCUGAGCGUGCGGCAGCGGCGGACGAGCCUGCGAGACGACACCUCCUUCGUCUUCACCCUCACCGACAAGGACACGGGCGUCACCCGCUACGGCAUCUGCGUCAACUUCUACCGCUCCUUCCAGAAGCGGGUGCCCAAGGAGAAGGGCUCGGAGGGCGGGGCGGGGCACCGCGGGCGGGAGGCGCCCAAGGCCGCCCCCGUCCCGGAGGAGACGGGCACCGAGGGCUCGGAGAGCGGCCCGGCCCCGCGGCCCCCCAGCGCCGACUCCACCCCCGAUCUCAGUCAGUCCCCACGCGCCAAGCGCCGGGCCCGAGCGGGCAGCCGCUCUCGCAACAGCACCUUGACCUCCUUGUGCGUGCUCAGCCACUACCCCUUCUUCACCACCUUCCGGGAGUGUCUGUACACCCUCAAGCGUCUAGUGGACUGCUGUAGUGAGCGACUCCUGGGCAAGAAGCUGGCCGUCCCUCGGGGCGUGCAGAGGGACACGAUGUGGCGCAUCUUCACGGGCUCCCUGCUGCUGGAGGAGAAGCCCAGCGCGCUUCUGCACGACCUGCGGGAAAUCGAGGCCUGGAUCUACCGGUUGCUGCGCUCCCCGGUGCCCGUCUCCGGCCAGAAGCGGGUGGACGUCGAAGUCCUGCCCCAGGAACUGCAGCCGGCCCUGACCUUUGCUCUUCCCGACCCGUCUCGCUUCACCUUGGUGGACUUCCCCCUGCACCUGCCCUUGGAGCUGUUGGGGGUGGAGGCCUGCCUGCAGGUGUUGUCCUGCAUCUUGCUGGAGCACAAGGUGGUGCUGCAAUCCCGAGACUACAACGCCCUGUCCAUGUCGGUGAUGGCCUUCGUGGCGAUGAUCUACCCCCUGGAGUACAUGUUCCCGGUCAUCCCCCUGCUUCCCACCUGCAUGGCGUCCGCGGAGCAGCUGCUCCUCGCUCCGACCCCCUACAUCAUUGGUGUUCCCGCCAGCUUCUUCCUCUACAAACUGGACUUCAAAAUGCCAGAUGAUGUGUGGCUGGUGGAUCUGGACUGCAGCAGGGUGAUCGCCCCUACCAAUGCCGAGAUCCUGCCCGUCCUGCCGGAACCCGAGUCUGUGGAGCUGAAGAAGCACCUAAAGCAGGCCUUGGCCAGCAUGAGCCUGAAUACCCAACCCAUCCUCAACCUGGAGAAGUUCCACGACGGCCAGGAGAUCCCACUCCUUUUGGGAAGGCCAUCCCACGACCUGCAAUCCACCCCGUCUACCGAGUUCAACCCCCUCAUCUACGGCAACGACGUGGACUCGGUGGACGUGGCUACUAGGGUGGCCAUGGUGCGCUUCUUCAACUCCCCGAACGUCCUGCAGGGCUUCCAAAUGCACACGCGCACCCUGCGCCUCUUUCCGCGGCCCGUGGUGGCCUUUCAGGCCGGCUCCUUCCUAGCCUCGCGGCCCCGGCAGACCGCUUUUGCCGAGAAGCUGUCCCGGACCCAGGCGGUGGAGUACUUUGGAGAGUGGGCCCUCAAUCCCACCAACUAUGCUUUCCAGAGGAUCCACAAUAACACGUUCGACCCGGCCCUGAUUGGGGACAAGCCCAAGUGGUACGCACACCAGCUGCAGCCCAUCUACUACCGAGUCUACGACGGCAACUCCCAGCUGGCCGAGGCGCUGGGCGUCCCUCCCGAGAGGGACACGGAUUCCGACCCCACUGAUGACAGUGGCAGCGACAGCGUGGAGUACGACGACUCGAGCUCUUCUUACUCCUCCCUCGGGGACUUUGUCAGCGAGAUGAUGAAAUGCGACAUCAACGGCGAUACCCCCAAUGUGGACCCCUUGACGCACGCCGCUCUGGGGGAUGCUAGCGAGGUGGAGUUCGGUGAGCUGCAGGAGAGCCGCGGGGAGCUGGACGAGCCCGGCCCAGAGAGCGAGAAUUCCCAGGAUAACGUGCAGCCUCGCUCCAGUUCCAGCACCACAGCCAGCAGUAGCCCCAGCACCAUCGUCCACGGAGCCAACCCUGAGCCCGCUGAUUCAACGGAGAUGGAUGAGAAGACAAUGGCUGGCUUCCCCAACCCCCUUCCCCCCCUGCCCCCCGGCUUUGGCAAGUUGAGCCUGGAGAAGCGCGAGGGAGAGAGCGGGGCCCCAGAAGGGCUGGGGCGCCGGCGCGACUACGACAACCCCUACUUCGAGCCUCAGUACGGCUUCCCCACCGAGGAAGAGGAAGACGAGCAGGAGGAGAGCUACACCCCCCGAUUCAACCAGAACCUCAGCAGCGCCAGGGCCCAGAAGCUCCCGCGACCCAACAGCCUGAAGCUGGCCAGCGAUUCGGAUGCCGACUCGGAUUCCCGGGCCAGCUCUCCCAACUCCACCGUCUCGAACAACAGCACGGAGGGCUUCGGGGGCAUCAUGUCCUUUGCCAGCAGCCUGUAUAGGAAUCACAGCACCAGUUUCAGCCUCUCCAACCUGGCCCUGCCAAGCAAAGCUGCCAGAGACAAGACUACUCCCUUCCCCAGCCUGAAAGUAUUUGGGCUAAAUACUCUAAUGGAGAUUGUUACUGAAGCCGGCCCUGGGAGCGGUGAAGGAAACCGGCGGGCCCUGGUGGAUCAGAAGUCUUCGGUCAUUAAGCACAGCCCAACGGUGAAGAGAGAGUCCCCCUCCCCGCAGGGCCGGGCCAGCAAUUCCAGUGAGAACCAGCAGUUCCUGAAGGAGGUGGUGCACAGCGUACUGGACGGCCAGGGGGUGGGCUGGCUGAACAUGAAGAAGGUGCGGCGGCUGCUGGAGAGCGAGCAGCUGCGGGUCUUCGUCCUGAGCAAGCUGAACCGCACCGUGCAGUCGGAGGAGGACGCCCGGCAGGACGGCGUCCCGGACGUGGAGAUCAGCCGCAAGGUGUACAAGGGGAUGCUGGACUUGCUCAAAUGCACCGUGCUGAGCCUGGAGCAGUCCUACGCCAAUGCGGGCCUCGGGGGCAUGGCCAGCGUCUUCGGACUGCUGGAGAUAGCCCAGACCCAUUAUUACAGCAAAGAGCCGGACAAGAGGAAGAGAAGCCCCACAGACGGCGUCAGCACCCCGGUGGGCAAGGACCCGGGCCCGGGCGGGCGAGGGGAUCCAAAGGCCACGGCCCAGCUGCUGGUUCCUCAGCUGGGACCCCGAGCACCAAGCGCAACAGGAAAGGGGCCUAAGGAGCUGGACACCCGAAGCCUAAAGGAAGAGAAUUUUGUCGCGUCUAUCGAAUGGUGGAACAAGCACCAGGAAGUGAAAAAACAAAAAGCUUUGGAAAAACCGAGGCCCGAGGGAAUCAAACCUGCCUUCGGCCUCGGCGAAACGGAGGAGAAGAAGUCCCAGAUCAGUGCCGACAGUGGUGUGAGUCUGACGUCCGGCUCCCAGAGGAGCGACGUGGACUCGGUCGUCAGCGUGGGGCCGGCGGUUAUGAUCCGAAGCACGAGCCAGGAUUCGGAAGUUAGCACCGUGGUGAGUAAUAGCUCUGGAGAGACCCUGGGCGCGGACAGCGACCUGAGCAGCAAUGCAGGCGAUGGCCCCGGAGGCGAGGGCAGCGCCUAUUUGGCGGGCUGGCGGGGCACCGUGUCCGACAGCGAGAUUGAGACCAACUCGGCCUCGGGUGCCAUCUUUGGCAAAGCUCACAACCUGAAGCCAAGUGCGAAGGAGAAGCCAGUGAGCAGCCCCGGACGAGCCCCCGAGGAUGUGAGCCAACGUGUCUACCUCUAUGAGGGGCUCCUGGGAAGGGACAAAGGAUCCAUGUGGGACCAGUUAGAGGACGCGGCAAUGGAGACCUUCUCUAUGAGUAAAGAGCGCUCCACUCUGUGGGACCAGUUGCAGUUCUGGGAAGAUGCCUUCCUGGAUGCUGUGAUGCUGGAGAGGGAAGGGAUGGGCAUGGACCAGGGACCGCAGGAAAUGAUUGACAGGUACCUGUCCCUGGGGGAGCAUGACCGGAAACGCCUGGAAGAUGAUGAAGAUCGCCUGCUAGCCACGCUUCUGCACAACCUUAUCUCUUUCAUGCUUCUGAUGAAGGUUAACAAGAAUGACAUCCGGAAGAAAGUGCGGCGCCUUAUGGGGAAGUCACACAUCGGGCUGGUCCACAGCCAGCAAAUUAACGAGGUGCUCGACCAGCUGGCCAACCUGAACGGGCGGGAGCUGGCCAUCCGGCCCAGCGGCAGCCGGCACAUCAAGAAGCAAACGUUCGUCGUUCACGCGGGAACAGACACAAGUGGAGACAUCUUCUUCAUGGAGGUGUGCGAUGACUGCGUGGUCCUCCGCAGCAGCAUCGGGACGGUGUAUGAGCGGUGGUGGUACGAGAAGCUCAUCAACAUGACCUACUGCCCCAAGACCAAGGUGCUCUGCCUGUGGCGUAGGAACGGGCCAGAGACCCAGCUCAACAAGUUCUACACUAAGAAGUGUCGAGAGCUGUACUACUGCGUGAAGGACAGUAUGGAGCGGGCUGCCGCGCGGCAGCAGAGCGUCAAGCCCGGCCCCGAGCUGGGCGGCGAGUUCCCAGUCCAGGACAUGAGGACGGGCGAGGGGGGCCUGCUGCAGGUCACCCUGGAGGGGAUUAACCUCAAGUUCAUGCACAACCAGGAGCGGAAGGUUUUCAUAGAGCUGAAUCACAUUAAAAAGUGCAAUACGGUGCGAGGCGUCUUUGUCCUGGAGGAAUUUGUUCCUGAAACUAAAGAAGUGGUGAGCCACAAGUACAAGACACCAAUGUGCGCGGCAAGGAAGCGGAAAACCGAAGCAAACCCCCCCGGCCCGUCUCCAGCUGACGGAAGACAGCUAAGCGGGCAGCCCCCCGGCCCCUGGGCCACGGGCUGCUCCUGGCGUGCACGUUGCUCCCCUCGCCGAGAAGCGGAUAUUUGUGUGUUCUCUGCAAGUCCUUCCCCGUGACUCACCGUGGGCUCCCAGCUGCGUAUGCGUGCGUGUGUUUGCCUCUAGCUCUCACGGGACUGAGUAAACGCCACUGACAUCCCUUCCUCCCGCUUCUGGAAGAAGCCCAGUCUGGUCCCCCCCCAAGGACACUACCGUCCGCCUGCCCGUCCGUGGGCCUAGUGGCUGCCGGUAACCGAGGGAGUAGGCUGGCCCUUCUCAUGCUGUCUUGUAUUCUUGUGACAUUUGUGUGGUGUAUUUUCUCCUCCGUGUUCUUGGCACUUUAAGCCCUUUCGGUGGACAGUCCGGGCCUUCGACCCGCCGAAGCAGCCGAGCGCCUGAGAGUCAGGGUGGAACGGGGCAGGCCGGGGGCGAUGCCCUCCGGCCAGGGGCAGGGUGCGGGCAGCAAGGAGA
Molecule: messenger RNA, 5535 nt
Organism: Tachyglossus aculeatus (Australian echidna)
Lineage: Eukaryota; Metazoa; Chordata; Mammalia; Monotremata; Tachyglossidae
Gene: MADD
Product: MAP kinase activating death domain
Exons: 36
Coding region: 106-5142 (1678 amino acids)
Biological process (GO): regulation of apoptotic process; regulation of Rab protein signal transduction
Cellular component (GO): cytosol
Molecular function (GO): guanyl-nucleotide exchange factor activity
Source: RefSeq, a predicted model, not a curated record